This is a messenger RNA of Nycticebus coucang (slow loris), 1721 nucleotides long. RefSeq names its product transmembrane protein 179 (gene TMEM179). Bases 118 to 819 code for a protein of 233 amino acids. The transcript is spliced from 4 exons. NCBI's taxonomy places the organism in Eukaryota, Metazoa, Chordata, Mammalia, Primates, Lorisidae. The record is from RefSeq and is a predicted model, not a curated record.
CGCAGCCUCCCCGCCGCCCGGCCCGGCCUGCGCGGCCGCCCCAGACUCCGGCCGCCCCGGGCCCCGCCCGGCCGCGCGCCCCCGCGCCUCCCCGCCGCCGGCUCCCCGCACCCGGCCAUGGCGCUCAGCAAUUUUCUCUUCGCGCAGUGCGUCUGCUACUUCCUGGCCUUCCUGUUCAGCUUCGUGGUGGUGGUGCCGCUGUCCGAGAACGGCCACGACUUCCGUGGCCGCUGCCUGCUCUUCGCCGAGGGCAUGUGGCUGAGCGCCAACCUGACGGUGCAGGAGCGCGAGCGCUUCACGGUCCAGGCGUGGGGCCCGCCGGCCGCCUGCCGCUUCGGCCUGCUUGCCAGCCUCCUGUCGCUGCUGCUGGCUGCCGCACACGCCUGGCGCACGCUCUUCUUCCUCUGCAAGGGACACGAGGGAUCCUUCUUCCACGCCUUCCUGAACCUGCUCAUCAGCGCCUUCGUGCUCUUCCUGGUCUUCAUUGCCAGCACCAUUGUGAGCGUGGGCUUCACCAUGUGGUGCGAUGCCAUCACAGAGAAGGGCGCCAUGCCCCACAGUUGUGAAGAGCUGCAGGAUGUUGACCUGGAGCUGAAUGUGGACAACUCUGCCUUCUAUGACCAGUUUGCGGUUGCCCAGUUUGGCCUCUGGGCCACCUGGCUGGCAUGGCUGGCUAUCACCACCCUGGCCUUCCUGAAGGUCUACCACAACUACCGCCAGGAGGAUCUUCUGGACAGCCUGGUCCAUGAGAAGGAGCUGCUGCUGGCCCGGCCGUCUCCACGUUCCUCCUUCCAGGAGGAGAAGAGCGCUGUCAUUUAGGCACUGUGAGGCUGGGGAGCCAGCCCCAGACCACUGCUGCACCCAGAGCCAUAGGCCUGUCCCGGGUAGUGGCUGGGGCUCUGCCCGGACCCCCACCUGGCUAUGCGCAGCCUUGCAUGUGUCCCCUCAUGCCUGACAGCUGAUUGGGGGUGCUAGCUCCCCAACGAGAGUGGUGCAGAGAGGCCACGGGGCCACCUUGGGGCCUCAGGCAAUGCCAUUCACCUGUCCCAGCGGGACCUAGCCCUUGGGCCUAGGCAGAGGGUGCCCCUCUAGUCUUUCAGACCCUUUUGGCCAUUGGCUUUCUGAGCAGCUGCCGCUCUGGGCUGUGGACCCAUGCAAUCGCCAUGGAAGCUUGCCCAGGAGGUGGCUGGAUGCCCCUCCCAUUACCUGCCCUUGACCUGUGUGUGGGAUGUGGAUUCCGCAUGAAAACAGACUCCGUGAUCUGGGGCACAGACCCGAGUGUGGGAAAGAGCUUCUGGCACCUCCAGCCUUCUGGCUUCAGGACCCCUCCCGGGCUGGGUAGGUACUGGCCCCAGUGGCCAGGCCUCAUCUCAGCAUUGAAAAAGCAGGGACAGCGGUGUCUGCCUGACAUUAGAUGGUGGCUGCACAGACAGAUGCCCCUUCAGUGGUCCCCUUUGUUCUGUGCCACAGGACUGGGGAGCAUGGUGCACAUGGCUCAGAGAGGCCUCCAUGGCCCAGUGGAUGGGCUGUGUCACUCUGAGACUCUGGGCAGGGCCUCCUAAGUGGGGCCAGUGGAGGACCUUCCUGGACGCUACUCCUGCUCCCUGUCUUCCUCACUGUGGGCGUCCUUAUUCUAGCUCUAUCUGGCUAAACUGUAAGACUUACUGUCACAUAAGCCCAUUUCUCAAAAUCAGAAUAAAAACCAAAGCCCAAGGCUCUAA